AUGAGGUCCCAGUGUGAGGUCAGAGCCUACAUGAGGUCCCAGUGUGAGGUCAGAGCCUACAUGAGGUCCCAGUGUGAGGUCAGAGCCUACAUGAGGUCCCAGUGUGAGGUCAGAGCCUACAUGAGGUCCCAGUGUGAGGUCAGAGCCUACAUGAGGUCCCAGUGUGAGGUCAGAGCCUACAUGAGGUCCCAGUGUGAGGUCAGAGCCUACAUGAGGUCCCAGUGUGAGGUCAGAGCCUACAUGAGGUCCCAGUGUGAGGUCAGAGCCUACAUGAGGUCCCAGUGUGAGGUCAGAGCCUACAUGAGGUCCCAGUGUGAGGUCAGAGCCUACAUGAGGUCCCAGUGUGAGGUCAGAGCCUACAUGAGGUCCCAGUGUGAGGUCAGAGCCUACAUGAGGUCCCAGUGUGAGGUCAGAGCCUACAUGAGGUCCCAGUGUGAGGUCAGAGCCUACAUGAGGUCCCAGUGUGAGGUCAGAGCCUACAUGAGGUCCCAGUGUGAGGUCAGAGCCUACAUGAGGUCCCAGUGUGAGGUCAGAGCCUACAUGAGGUCCCAGUGUGAGGUCAGAGCCUACAUGAGGUCCCAGUGUGAGGUCAGAGCCUACAUGAGGUCCCAGUGUGAGGUCAGAGCCUACAUGAGGUCCCAGUGUGAGGUCAGAGCCUACAUGAGGUCCCAGUGUGAGGUCAGAGCCUACAUGAGGUCCCAGUGUGAGGUCAGAGCCUACAUGAGGUCCCAGUGUGAGGUCAGAGCCUACAUGAGGUCCCAGUGUGAGGUCAGAGCCUACAUGAGGUCCCAGUGUGAGGUCAGAGCCUACAUGAGGUCCCAGUGUGAGGUCAGAGCCUACAUGAGGUCCCAGUGUGAGGUCAGAGCCUACAUGAGGUCCCAGUGUGAGGUCAGAGCCUACAUGAGGUCCCAGUGUGAGGUCAGAGCCUACAUGAGGUCCCAGUGUGAGGUCAGAGCCUACAUGAGGUCCCAGUGUGAGGUCAGAGCCUACAUGAGGUCCCAGUGUCAGAGCCUACAUGAGGUCCCAGUGUGA
This is a messenger RNA of Knipowitschia caucasica, 1032 nucleotides long. NCBI's taxonomy places the organism in Eukaryota, Metazoa, Chordata, Actinopteri, Gobiiformes, Gobiidae. The record is from the annotation of a GenBank genome assembly.